Messenger RNA from Oreochromis aureus, 5595 nucleotides. Its product is annotated as solute carrier family 13 member 1-like. Gene Ontology annotation, cellular component: membrane. The record is from RefSeq and is a predicted model, not a curated record. Lineage: Eukaryota; Metazoa; Chordata; Actinopteri; Cichliformes; Cichlidae. Gene Ontology annotation, molecular function: sodium:sulfate symporter activity. The transcript is spliced from 15 exons. Bases 3093 to 5015 code for a protein of 640 amino acids. Gene Ontology annotation, biological process: monoatomic anion transmembrane transport.
UCUCACUCGAAGUCAGCAGCACUCCACCCGCACUAUACACAGUGCAGGUAGAGCACGGCUUUCCCCUCCUGAGUCGCCCGACAGUUUGCCAGAAUCUCUUUGAGGCCGUCUAAAAGUCUUCUUCCAUGGCAUCUCUGAACUCCUCCCACACUUUUAGAGAGUCUGUAGAAUUCAUUUUAAGAGGAACGUAGAUUUGAGAAUCAUCGGCAUAACAGUGAAAUGAGAUUCCAUGUUUCCUGAAAAUAGAGCCUAAUGGGAGCAUGUAAAGGGAAAAGGGUACUGGGCCCAGGAUAGAUCCUUGAGGGACCCCACAUGUAAGGGGGGGUGGAUGUGGAUGAAGAGCCACCAAACCUGACAGUAAAACUUCUAUCAGUCAAAGAGGAUCUGAACCAUUCAAGUACAGUUCCAUUAAUGCCCACACAGCUCUCCAGUCUUGAUAAGAGAAUCCCAUGCUGCACUCAGAUCUAAAAGCACUAAAAUGGCAGAGUUACCAGAGUCAGCAAUUAAUAAAAGAUCAUUGAAAACAAUAAAAAGCACAGUUUCAGUGAUAUGUAGCGCUUUGAAACCAGAAUAAAAUGUUUCUGAGAUGGCAUUAAUUUGACAAAAGCCUGAAGCUGAAGGAAGACAAUUUUUCCCAGGAUUUUGGAAAGGAAGGGGAGUUUAGAGAUUGGCCUAAGAUUUGUUUGUUCAGUUACACUAAACAAUGUUACAGGCAGCAUAGCAUUCUCCACGGCUACUCCAGACGUUUUUAUAUCUGUCACAGAUGUGCACCCUGUGCUCAGGGUUAAUCUGUAUAAUGUGUGAUAAUCACAGGGUGCCAGUCGUGGACCUGCCAAUUCUGGUAUUCUAUGGCAGUGAGCGUAAGGUCCACUAGUUCAUAAAAAUUACAAACAGAAUCGGUGACAAAGGGCAGCCCUGGUGGAGCUCAUCACUCAGUAUUCCUUCCACUGCCCGACAAUUUUCUCAGUCAAGUCAGCAGCACUCCACCGGCACUAUACACAGUGCAGCUAGAGGACCCCUUUCCCCUCCUGAGUCGCCUGACAGUUUGCCAGAAUCUCUUCAAGGCAGUCCAAAAAUCUUCUUCAAUGGCCUCUCCGAACUCCUCCCACACCCAAGUUUUUCCUUCAGUCGCAUUCCACUUGGCCUGUCGAUACCUAUCAGCUAUCUCCGAAGUCCGACAGGCUAACCAAGCUGGAUAGGAAUCUUUCUUCAGUCUGGUGGCUGGUGGUUACCACCCCGACAGGCACCAACCACCUUGCGGCCACAGCUCAGUGCAGAGGCUUUGGUAAUGGAGGUGCUCAACAUGGUCUGGACCGGGGCCUCUGCCAGGCAUUCCUAGCGCACCCUCACUAUAUGUUUAGGCACACCAGGUCUAUCCAGUGUCCUCCCCCACCACCUGAUCUAACUCACCACCUGGUGGUGAUCAGUUGACAGCUCAACCCCUCUCUUUACCCAAGUGUCCAGAUGUCUGGUGAUACGAUUAUAAAACCAAUCAUUGACUCGCAGACUAGGGUGUCCAAGCAUCACGUGCAUGUAUGGACACUUUUAUGUUCGAACAUGGUGUUCGUUAUGGCCAAACUGUGGUUUGCACAGAAGUCCAACAACGAAACACUGCUCGGGUUCAGAUCCCGGAGGCUGUUCCACCCAACCACACCCCUCCAGGUCUCACUAUCAUUGCCCACAUGAGCGUUAAAGUCUCCCAGUAGGACAACAGAGACCCCAGGCGGAGCACCCUCCAGCAUCCCACCCAGGGACUCCAAGAAGGCUGGGUACUAUAAACCCCCACUGAGCCCGCAGACAACAGCACAGGCCCUUGCCAGGCACAGGCUGGCCUGGCUCCAGGGUUUGGCCCCAGUAACCCUAUGCUGGGCGGGGUGAACUGUUCCCUUGGUGUUCUACUCAUAGGGUCCUUCUGAAUCGCUUUUGUCUGGUCCCUCACCCAGGACAAAUUUUCCAUGGGAAACCCUACCAACGGGCAGAAGCCCCCGGACAACACACAGACAAACCCCUCCACCACGAUAAGGUAGCAAUUCGCGGAGGAGAGAAAUAGGAACAAAUAGGGUCUUUUUUUGUGACAGGGUAUGUGUAAGAAAGUACUUAAAUAUAGAAUUUAAAUUUGUUGUUUUGCUAAGUUAUGUGUUAUGUGUAGACAAAAUAAUGAUUCAUUCCUUGAGUUUGGUGUCUUUUCUAUGGUUGAAUGAUUCAUAGGUCAGUGUUGAGUGACUUAACAAACAAAAGCAAACAUUCCUCUGAAAAUUGUAAGCUACAAGGACUGGACUGAAAGAGCUCUUUAAAAAAAGAAAGUGGCUCCUCAGAGGCAAAAUAUAAAGAAAUCAGGAGUGACUCAAAGAGAUUACACAGUACUGUAAAACUCUUAUCUGUUAAUCCCUUAAUGACAUUUUCUUGAUUAAAGUCUAACUCAUAAAUUUAAGUGGUUUGGAUGCUGUCAGCUCGGUGCACGUUCCAUCUGGAAAGUUUGUUUGUGAAAAUAUUUUCAUGAAUUUGGUUUAGUCAUUAGUCAAGGGUAAAAGGCAACAGGCUAUAAACUCAGCUAAACUUUAAUGGACCUCUGGGGGUUUCAACAUGUGUCUUAUUACUCCUGACUACUCAACAUGUAAUCACAUAACAGUCCUUAUCAUGUUUUUUAAUCUAGUGAUGAUUUUAAAUGAUGCAGGGUGGCAUUCUAGCAAAUAAAUAUUGUGUUUAAAAUAUUUCACAACAGGAUCAAACAAAAAAUAAACCCUUAAAAAUCAGGACCCGAAACAAGUACAGAAACAGUAUCUUAUUGCCCACUAGAAGCAACUUAUUAAGUCUGUUUAUCAUUAAUAACACACAAUGGAGUACACACCACAGAUACAUAUAAAUGUUUUGUGAAUCGGUGUACUUCCAUUAUGUGUGAAAAAUGAUUUCAGUGUUAAACACAUUUAUAGUUCCAACGAAACUACUAACAUUGUCCCUUUCCAGCACCACGCUUGCAAUAAAUGAAAAGCCUUGUCACAUUAACAUCUGACCUUUGUCUUAGUGGAGAGAUAACCAACAGUUACUAAUGAGCUUUUGUAUCUUGCUCAAGAAAACUGAUAUGGAAAUGUAAAAUGAAGCUUCCAAUAGUUGGAGGACUUCCCCAAACUAGUUUCCAGCCUCUCAGUCUUGGUCAAUCAUUACCCUCUCUAACAUAUCACAGCCAAAUAACUGCAGGGUCACAGCAGGAUCCUGCAGAAGAGACGAAAACGAUGGGAGACAGGAGGAUGCUGACGAAGCUGAGCGAAGCAUUGUGGAACUAUUACACCCUUCUCCUGAUCAUCCUCACGCCGCUGCUGCUGCUCCCUCUUCCUCUGGUCAUCGGAACAAAGGAGGCAGAAUGUGGCUUUGUGUUGUUGCUGAUGGCGAUAUACUGGAUAACAGAGGUGAUUCCACUGUCCAUGACCGCCAUGCUCCCCGCCAUCCUCUUCCCCCUGUGUGGCAUCAUGUCGUCCUCCAAUGUGGCAAAGGAGUAUUUUAAUAACUUCCACUUCCUGCUUGUGGGUGUUAUCUGCCUCGCCACGUCCAUCGAGAAGUGGGGCCUCCACCGCAGAGUCGCCCUGAGGCUCGUCACCUUGGUGGGGGUCAACCCUGCUUGGUUGAUGCUUGGAUUCAUGUCCGGCUGUGCCUUCCUCUCAAUGUGGGUCCAAAACACAUCAGCGGUUACCAUGGUGAUGCCCAUCGUAGAUGCUGUUCUCAAACAGAUUCUAAAGGCGAAUGAAGAGGGAUACUCUGGUGAAGACAACCCUACCCUGGAGCUGGACGAAAUCAACAACUGUACUGCAAAAAAUAAAGAAACUCUGAGUGACAGCACACAGCCAGAUGUCCCCACAGAAACCUUCACUUCUGUUCAAAUACCAGCAGAGUCACAGCCUGCAGCAGACGAGGCUGCAGAGAACGUACCCACGGCCUCCCACAGGGACACAGGAUGUCGACAGGGCCAGAUGCUAUGCAAAGCCAUGUGCAUCGGCAUCGCCUACUCCUCCAACAUUGGCGGCAUCACCACGCUGCCCGGAACCUCUCCUAACCUCAUAUUCGCUGAGCACCUCAACCGGGUUUACCCAGACUGCAACAGCAUCAAUUUUGGGAACUGGCUCCUGUUGUGCCUGCCCAUCAGUGUUAUCAUGCUGCUGCUGACAUGGUUGUGGCUGUAUUGGAUCUUCAUUGGCUCAGACUUCAAGUUCCUGUGGCAGUGUCGGGGAGAGCAGUCUGAGAGAGAGAGGGCAGUGAAAAAGGUGCUGGAAGACGAGUACAAGAAGCUGGGAGCCAUUAGUUCUCAGGAGAUCUUCACUGGGGUGGUUUUUGUGGUGAUGGUUUUGUUGUGGUUGACCAGAUCUCCAGGUUUUAUACCCGGCUGGGCUUCCCUCUUCCCUCAUAAAUCGUACUACAUCACAGAUGCCACUGUGGCUCUGGUGCUGGGUGUCCUCCUCUUCAUCGUACCUGCUAACGGACCGUCCAAAAAAUACGAGUCCAUGAUUUCCUGGAAAGAGUUUCAGGCCUCCAUGCCGUGGCAAGUUGCCCUGAUGGUUAGUGGAGGCUUUGCCCUGGCUAAAGGUGCAGAGGAGUCAGGUCUCUCUUUAUGGCUGGCCAGGCUGAUGACACCUCUGGGUGACCUCCCGGUCUUAGCCACAGUCACAGUGGCCUGCCUCCUUACCACCACACUGACAGAAGUGGCCAGCAACGCUGCCACCAUCACCAUCUUCCUCCCCAUUCUCUCUCCUCUGGCUGAGGCCAUACAUGUCAACCCUUUGUACAUCCUGAUCCCCGCCACCCUGUGCACAUCCUUCUCCUUCCUCCUGCCAGUGUCCAACCCACCAGGUGCUGUGGUGUAUGGCUAUGGACACUUUACCACCCUAGAUAUGGUUAAGGCGGGGCUUGGCGUCAACACGAUUGGAGUCCUCGCCGUCCUGCUGGCCAUAGCAACUUGGGGAAUUCCUUUGUUCUCGCUGGAUACGUACCCCAACUGGGCACCGACCUUCAACUCCACAACGCCUUGAUGAGUGGACUUGGGGCUUAGUUUUCAGUGGUCAGACUCUGAAUCCUGAAAGAGACUCAAAAAAGGCUCCCGAGUUUGACUCUUAAGAAAUAGAUUAAUGUGCUUUAACUAACCCAAAGUUGAAAGAGUGUAUUCAUUGCUCUUUAGUGGUGUUACUGCUUCCUCUCCACCAACAGGUAAACAUUUAGGAGCCCCUGUUUCGGUGCUGCAGUCGCCGUAAACCUGGUUGCCAACAAAAAACAUUUAAAGAAGUCAUUUUGUCAGCAAAUCUCAUGUGCAGACCCAUGUGCUCUAUCAUAACUCCACUGUUUUUCAAAAGUCAGGAUGAGACAUCCUCCUAAAAAUCCCCCCCAAAUACUCCCACACACUGCAGCUUAGCAGAGAAGAGAAUGAGCUCUUUGCUGCCGUCUAGAGUAAUUUUGCAUUCAACGAUGGACGCGUAGCCCAGCCCUGAAAACCUUUGGAUUUGCACUUCUUCAUUGCACCUUUUUAAAGUUAUUUACUGUACUUUAUAGGUAAAUUAAUAUAAAACAAAUUUGCCAACUGAAGGUUGAUGUCACAGAAUGUUACUGGAAUAAACA